This is a messenger RNA of Oryctolagus cuniculus (rabbit), 7866 nucleotides long. The record is from RefSeq and is a predicted model, not a curated record. Lineage: Eukaryota; Metazoa; Chordata; Mammalia; Lagomorpha; Leporidae.
GCGCGCGUCCGGGUCUUCCCGGCAACCGGUGACAGGGCCGCGAGGGGCCGGCCACUGGCCAGCAGGGAGAGAGCGUGACCCCAUCCCAGCGCCGGACGCCGCUCCGCUCGGCGGCCGCGCGCUCCUCAGCCACUUCCUCGGUCCACGACGCGGGGUCGGCGGGCCCGCCCAGCCGGAGCUGCGCGCCGUCACAGGAGCCAUUCGGCGACCGGUGAGGGGCCCGAGGGACCGGGCGGGCGAGGGUGGCGCGGGGCAGCGGCCCAGCCGUCGGCCGCCUUCCCCCUCCGCCCCGGAGACUCGCGUCCACCGCGUCGAGACAGCCGCCCUGCCACGAGUGACGCGGCGGGGCGGAGGCGGGGCGAUUGGCCCGAGGCGUGCGUGGGCCACGCGCGGCCGCUUCUCCCGGCCCGCGCGUCUUCGCGGUCCUUCCGGGUGACCUUCAGGGCCGGCGAGCCCCCGGGGCACUGACAGCCGCUGGGCUCCGAGGGCGUCAGAGACCCGCGCUCCCCGCCGCGCCCGGGUGGGAAGGGGCUCGCGGGGCAGAGCCUUCUCCGCGAGGGGCGGCAGCUGACCCCGCGCCCGGGGACUGGCCGCGCGGAGACCGCAGGGGCUGCAUCCGAGGCCAAGCCUUCCCCGAGCCCCUCUGCCCCGCGUGAGGGCUGACAGCGGCCUGGCAGACUGUGCGGGACCCCUCGGGAGGCACGGUCCUGAGCACCGUUCUGGACUCGGGGCGGCUUCCAUGUCGAGAGAGCGGGCACGCCGAGUGCCCGGUCCAAGGUCACCCGGCAACGUGGCCGCUCGCCUCUGCUUCCGGGCCGGUGGCAGCCCCAGCAGUGCUUGCAGGGUGUGCCGUGAACGGGGCCCUUCCUCCAGGACCUCCCUGGCGGGGCAGAAGACCGCACGUUCCGGGAGGCUCCCUCCACCGCGGGCCUCGGUUUUGCCCUUGUCAGGGACGGAGGAUGGAUUCCUGCUCUGUGGGUUUCUGCCUGCCUGCGUGCUCACCCAUACCUUCACACCUCUCAGACUUCAAAGGACAGCGUUUGCGAAACCAAAACUUAGAAAAGAACGUUCGGAUCAAGUCAGGCGUGAGCACCCCAGCUCCCUGCCCUCUCAGAGUGGACCUGGAGCUGAAGGGAGCAACUGUUUGAAGAACUGGACCCUGUUUCUGUUACGGGGAGGAGGAUGCAUGGGUGGCCGCUCCCGGUCUGAAUUCCAUCCCCCACCUUUGCCUGCUGGAGCACGGUUAAGAUUUCCCAUAGUGGGUGGGCCCCGUUCACUGAUUAAUUCAGAAUACAGCCAAGUAAGGGCGGGAGAGCAGCAUGGGGGACCUCUCCCAGAAAAGGGGUAUUUGAGAAGGGGCUCUCACGGAGGGGAAAGAGACCAAAGCAGGCUCUCGGAAGCCAUGUACACCUUCCUCUGCCCUCUACCCCCCGCCCAGAGUGAGGAGUGUGUCCGUUGUGUCCGUCUGGUCUGGAUGUCAAGGGGUCUCCCAGUGUCACAGAAUCCUGGAGACAGCGUCUCUCAGCUCCCAGGAGGAAACCAGAGACUCACCUCUCCAGGAUGUAGCUACAGCUCCCACCGCCCCCUGCUGCUCCCUCUCCUAAUGGGAGUCGUCCUAUUUCCUGGCCCAGGGCCCUGAGAUUGAUUCAAUACCCACAGAAUACACCCUGGGUGCUUGAGCAGCAUCUCACCUCCUCAUCCUCUGGCUGCUUGGUGCUUCGUACGGAGCUGCACAGUCAGGCCUGUUGUCUCUGCUAAGUGAGCUUCUAUGCACCGGCCAGGCCUCAGAAAGCUUGGAGGGUGCCAGGGGAAAGGGACAGGUAGACCACUUGGCCUGCUGUCCUGUCCCUGCACCCCACUGUGUGCCUGUGUUGGAUGACUCUGGACAAGCCUGCACAGGAACCUCAGAUCAUAAGGGAUAACGAGUAACACCCACUUCCCAUACAAGAAGGGGACACAUGUGCAAACAUGUUGAUGGCACUAACGCCUGGGAUGGUUUCACCUUCCGAGUAGCAGUGAGAGAAAGUUGCAUAGGUCAUGACCCCAAGUCCCAGCCAGGUCUCCUCCUCUUUCCAGAAGAGAGGUGGACUCUUCAGGAGGGGCUGAUCAGAGGCCAGAGCGUAGGAAGUGAGAGCAACGACCCUCCUGCAGGGCCCAGGGGCCCUGAGUCGGGCAGGUUCACAGCCCUCUCCCACAGAGUCUCCAGGUGCUCCGGCAUGGGCUGCUCACCCUCUGUGAGUUGUUCCAGGGCUUGGAAAGGCAGUCUGUGUCCAAUACAAAUAAAAUAUGAGCCAAUUUAUCAUCUUGAAUUAUCUUUAACAUGGGUGAAAUUAAUUUUUGUACUGUUUAACCCAAUAAAUCCUAAAUACAUCAACAUUAAGUAUUACUAAUGAGAUAUGUUGCAUUAUUUUCCCAUAUAAAGUCUGAAAUGAGGAGUGCGUUUGGCCCUUACAGCACCAUCUCAAUCUGGAUGAGCCACACUGCGAGUGCUCAGUCACCUCCUAUUUCUCUCUGCCACUGUGGUGGUCAGUGCAGCUCUGAACAGUCCCCUCAGCCCCUCCCUGCAGCUCACACCAGUCCUACCUAACUCCACUUCAAGAUGGAGAGAUCAUAAGGUGGUCACUUGCCUCUAGCAAGUCCUGACUUUCUGGAGCCUCAUCUCACCUCAGGAUGCGGGCAUGGCAGGACAGCUGCAGAGGAAAGCCCAUUCUGCCUGAAGGACUCACCGCAGAAGAAAAGUCUCUCACAGCACAUUGUCAGUAACUGUUCUCCAUCAUGACCACUUCUAGCCCUGGUUUGCAAUUUGUGACCAACUAGGUAUGAUCUGAAAUGCCUACAUUAUCUAUGAGGAAAAAAAUAAAGCAAUAUGUGAAACUCAGUUUAUCUUGAAUCUCUUGUGAAUGUUAAUUUUCCACUAGUUUAUCUUACUUAGUACCUGUUUUUAUUAGUUAUAUGUAAAGUAUUAAAUGCUUGGAAGAUAAUAAGGUACUUUAUUUUUAUUUGGAAGGCAGAGAGACAGAACGAUAUGAUCUUCCACCCACUGGUUUACUUCCCAAAUGCCCACAACAAGCAGGACUGAGCCAGACCAAAGCUAGGAGUGCAGAACUCAAAUCUGGUCUCCCAUGUGGGUGGCAGGGACCCAACCACUUGAACCAUCACAGCUGCCUCAUUAGCAGGAAGCUGGAACAAGAGGUAGAGCCAAAACUCAAGCCCAAGCACUGUGAUAUGGGAUGUGGGCAUCCCAAGCAGUGUCUUACUGACCGCACCAACCAAAUGCCCACCCCCCGACCCCUGCAAAGUACUUUCAAGGAUUCAACAAUUAGGACUUUUCACUUCCCCUUUUCCAAGCUUUCCUGUAUGUUUUUCCCAAAGUACUGGAAAUUUGGCAGAUUACUUCAAAGCUCACAGCCAGGAGAGAGGUGGUUGUGAUAGUCCAGAAAGCAUCCUCUUUUAGCACAGUUGAUAUUUUCUUCUUUCAGGCCCACCUCAGGCACAGACCCCUUUGCUUCUGGGGCAAACUCCCACGUGGAGUGAGGUUCAGAAGAGACUUGAAGAGCCUGCCAUGGCACUUAGGCACCUAACCUGCAUCCCAGACCAAAGUCUCUCUUAUUCCUUGUCCACAAUGGAAGGAAAUGCUGUCUUCAUUUUAACGAAAUUUAUGUGUGUCUAUUUGUUUUUAUUUCUUUUGGCAUGUGCCCUGGCAGAAGGUGGCUUCUGAAAUAAAGGCCUGUGAGGUGCUGUGAUCCCCAGAAACCCCUGCCAGAGCAUUGCUCUCUGGGGCAUUUGGGACCAGCCAUUGACCUGGAGUGUCUGGGUCGCACAUUCCUUCUGGAGCAACCAGGAGGUUCCUGCCGCUGCUUGCCAACACAUUUGUAAAACCAUUCUCUUUGAGGAGCCGACUCCAUGGUGCGGUAGGUUAAUGCUCCGCCUGCAGUGCCAGCAUCCCAUAUGGGCACCAGUUCUAGUCCCAGCGCUCCUCUUCCAAUCCAGCUCUCUGCUAUGGCCCAAGUCCUUGGGACCCUGCACCCACAUGGGAGACCCAGAAGAAGCUCCUGGCUCCUGGCUUCGGAUCAGCACAGCUCUGGCCGUUGCGGCCAUCUGGGAAGUGAACCAACAGAAGGAAGACCUGUCUCUCUGACUCUCCCUCUCACUGUCUGUAACUCUACCUGUCAAAUAAAUAAUAAAAUCUUUUUUAAAAAAAUCAUUCUCUUUGAAUAAAAUGUCUGGAAUUCAAUAGACUGCACCCCCCCCCCAAAAAAAAAGUAGAGUGCUGUCACCAAUGAAACAAGAAUGGCAACAUGAUCAGUGAGUUGUGAUGCUGUUCUUCCUAGUUUUUCCCCCUAAGUUUUACUUUAUUUAUUGAAGAGAGAGGGAUGGAGGACUCCCAUCUGCUCAUUCUCUCCCAAAAUGCCUGCAACAGCUGAGCAGCAGGAGCUGGGAGCCAGCUCAACACGGUCUACCACAUGGGUGGCAUAAACCCAGUUGUCUGAGGCCUGCUGCCUCCCCAGGUCUGCAUUAGCAGGAAGCUGGAGUCAGCAGCCAGAGCCAAGCAUUAGACUGAUGUGGACACAGCAUCUUAACCAGUGUCUUAACUGCUAGGCCGAAUGUCCACUCCCUUCCUAAACUUUACUUUUCAAAAUGUCCAUUAAAAAGUACCCUCCUUUCUCACAGUGAGAAUAAAGACCCUCUCUCUCCCUGCUUGUCUCCUGCUCAGAUUAAACCUGCAUUCCCCCUCUCCCUUCACCCCUGCAGGGCAGAGCACCCCUGCCCCUCCAGAGGCACCAGAGGAGGACUUCCCACGCUGGCUGCUCCUGCCCUGCACCGAGGGGAGUCACAGCCCCAGAGCUCACCUCUGCAGCUGCCAGGAGCACCCUGUCGGAUCUGAGGGUUCCACUGGAGGUAAGCAGGGUGCUCUCCAUAAAGGGGUUCAUCUGCUACUCCUGGUUCUCCGAUCCCUGGACCUGGGCAGAAUGAUAGCCAACGACUCGGCCUCCCAGAGGCUCCUGGAGCCUGCCCCUCCCCUUCCCUUCCCAGCCUUCCUGACGGUGGGGACGUGCUUCUCGGGCGCUGCCAGCAGCUUGUGACCGCGUUUGCUGUGAACUGACCUGUGCACGCUCCUCUCCCCACCUCCUGGGUCCUGAGCUGCCCUCUCCUAUCUGGGGCUGGGUACUUCCUUGCAAAGCCAAGGAACAAUGUUUUGGGGUUCCUCAAAGACUUGCCCGGCACAGGCCUCGGCUCGCUGUGCACCAGGUUUGCGGCUUCUGCCCAGGCUGCUGCCAGACCCCGGCCCAUGCGCGUCCUCAGAGUGCCGCUUUGUCCUGUGCAGGCCUAGCUGGGCUCCCCCGGCACAGGACGGUGUGGGGGGAGCUAAGCCCCGGGAUUUUUCAUUGCCUGUGCUCUACUAGCGCAUCUCCGGGCGGGGACCCCCAGUCUGUGGCCAGAGAGCAGGCCGGACACCCCGUCUGCCCCACUCAUCCCCACUCUGUCCCUGCGCUCAGGCCUCCCGCCUCCUGUGCAGAGCGCAAGCCCUGCUCCGCAUCGUCUCCUGCUGCUGUGCCUCCCGCCCUCACAGGUGCCACGUGGACACCCCCUUCACACGGGUGGAACUCGGCGGCUUUGCAUCCUCUCGGAGACGGACCACGCGGGGAAGUUACAGGAACACGGAGCCAGCGUUCCCCUGGGUGGGGCUGCUGGCGCUUUCGCUGGGGUUCACUGUGACCUCCCCACGGGGCUCCAGGUCCGGGGUGAGCCUGGCCGCAACCACCCCUCCCCCCCGCAGCGCCCCCUGUCCAGGCCUUAGGGACCCUAAACCUCCCUGGCGCCGCGAGGGCGCGCCUCCCCGCGGGCCCGGCUCGCCAUGUUCCCGGCGGCAGGGGUGGCGGCGAGGCCCUACGCUUGCAGCGAGUGCGGCAAGAGCUUCGGCUACAGCUCGGUGCUGCUGCUGCGGCACGAGCGCGCCCACGGCGGCGAGCGCCGCUUCCGCUGCCUGGAGUGCGGCGAGCACUGCGCGCGGGCCACCGACCUCCGCACGCACCGGCGCGCGCACGCCGGCCAGACCCUAUACAUCUGCAGUGAGUGCGGCCAGAGCUUCCGCCGCAGCGGCCACCUCGACCUGCACCUGAGCGCGCACCGGCGGCGCGGCCGCAUCUGCCCCUGCCGCCUCUGCGGCCGCCGCUUCCCCCACCUGCCGGCGCUGCUUCUGCACCGGCGCCGCCACCACCCCCCCGAGCGGCCGCGCCGCUGCCCGCAGUGUGCCCGGGCCUUCCGCGACAGCACACUGCGUUUCCAUCAGGCUCGGGCGCACCCCGCAGGACCCACCGUCUCCCCAGCCACCAGCGCGCUCCGCCCCCACGAGGCGCCAUCGCCGCGGGCCGUCCAGGCCAGUGCGCAGCUACGGCGGCGAGCGCGCAUCCCAGCGGCCCGGGGAGCCCGAGACAGUGCACCCGCGUCCCCGCACCCCGCGGAGGCGCACCAGUGCGGCGUGUGCGGCAAGAGCUUCGCCAAGGGCGCCACGCUCGUGCGACACCUGCACACGCACUCGGGCGAGAAGCCCUUCACCUGCCCCGAGUGCGGCAAGCGCUUCUUGGAGAGCGCCACGCUGGUGCGUCACCGGCGCACGCACACGGGCGAGAAGCCGUACGCGUGCGGCGACUGCGGGCGCUGCUUCAGCGAGAGCUCCACGCUGCUGCGUCACCGGCGCAGCCACCGAGGCGAGCGGCCGCACUCAUGUGCCACCUGCGGCAAAGGCUUUGGGCAGCGGUACGACCUGGUGGUGCACCAGCGCAUCCACACGGGCGAGAAGCCCUUCUCGUGCCCCGAGUGCGGCCGAGGCUUCAGCGACCGCUCGGACCUCACCAAGCAUCGGCGCACGCACACGGGGGAGAAGCCCUACGGCUGCGAGCUGUGCGGCAAGCGAUUCACAUGCGUGUCCAACCUCAACGUGCACCUGCGCAACCACGCGGGCCACAAGCCACACAAGUGCCCCGAGUGCGGCAAAGCCUUCAGCGUGGCCUCCAAGCUGGCCUUGCACCGCAAGACGCACCUGGGCGAGCGGCCGGCAGAGUGUGCCCAGUGUGGCAAAUGCUUCAGCCACAGCAGGUCGCUGUCGCAGCACCUACGGGCCCACACGCGUGCCCGCACCUCUGCCGCCGCCGCCACUGCCACCACCACCCAGGCUGCAGUCGGCACCGCCCUCACCUUUGCGGGGCCAGCCCCACAGGAAAAGCCAGCGCUCUUUGCGUCCCCAUGGAGGGGGACUUGCUGAGGCCACAGGAAGGCCAGGACAACUGCAGGCAGCUGCAGGCUUGGGAAAGGACUCCACGGGUGGCCCUUCCCUGGGCUCUCCUGCCUCUGCACCUCCCUCCCCGGUAGUUCUGCGCCCACCCGGUCCUUACGUUCUUGGCUUCUCUAGGGGUGUGGGUGCAGGGAGUCAGGGUCUGAGUACCUCCCCUGCUGCCACCCUGCACUGUUUGCUUCCGGCUUUCCUGCCUGCCUUCUAUCUCCCCAGGCCUCUCCUAAUUUCAGCCUGUCUCCACCUCCCCUUCCCCGUCGUGUGCUGUGCCCACCUCCUCAGGUGUCCAGCAGAUGUGGCCGCAGUCCGUCUCACCAGCCUCUUGAUCUCACCUGGUCAUCCUGCUUCCUCCCCAGCACCUGGGAAGCAGCCGGCAGACCCAGGGGCUCUGGGCUCAGCCUCCUGCAGUCGGCAGGGAGCUAUCUGCUCCGUGACCCCAGCCGGACCGUGUGGGCCGUUGUCAAUGAGUGGCAGAGGCUUCCAAGCCAGAGGGGAGGGGCGGGAGGGAAGAGGCCUGCAGGUGUCCAGUGACUGUCGGCGUACGGCUGGUGAAAUAAAGACUUGUUUGGGUUUGA